AUGACGAAGUUUGGUUACAAAAAAAGUAACUCCGACCAAAGUUUGUUUCUUAAGAGGCAGGAUGAUCAUAUCACAUGCUUGAUUAUUUAUGUGGAUGAUAUGAUUAUCACGGGCGAUGAUAAGGAGGAAAUUCAAACUCUCAAAGAACAACUAUCUAGAGAAUAUGAGAUGAAAGACUUUGGACAACUAAAGUACUUCCUUGGUAUUGAAGUUUUGAGAUCUAAAGGAGGUAUAUUCAUCUAUCAAAGAAAAUACAUCCUAGACUUGUUAGCAGCUAUUGGGAUGAUUGAUUGUAAGCCAACAGAAACUCCUAUUAUUGCAAAUCACGGUCUUCAGAUGAUUAAAGGACAAAAACUGGCUGACAGAGGGCAAUAUCAGAGAGUUGUUGGAAAGCUCAUCUAUCUCUCACACACACGGCCAAACAUUGCUUAUGCUGUUGGAGUAGUGAGCAGAUUUAUGCAUCAACCAUAG
This is a messenger RNA of Amaranthus tricolor (Joseph's coat), 471 nucleotides long. RefSeq lists its product as uncharacterized. NCBI's taxonomy places the organism in Eukaryota, Viridiplantae, Streptophyta, Magnoliopsida, Caryophyllales, Amaranthaceae. The coding region runs from base 1 to 471 and encodes 156 amino acids. The record is from RefSeq and is a predicted model, not a curated record. The transcript has a single exon.